UAAGAACCUGGGCUUUGGCGCUGCCGUGUGCGUUGGGAGGACCGGCCUGGCGAGAAUCAUGCGCAGCACGCUGGAAGCCCUCUGCCUCGGCUGGGUCCUCCUGGCCCUGGGGCACAGCGAGACGUCCAGCGGCCCCGGCAGCAGCUGGCACCACUUGGCCUCACAGCCUCCGCUCAACGACACAGAGACAGUGCAGCGCUGUGCAGACGAGGAAGGCUUUGAUGCUGUCACGCUGGAUGAGAGAGGCACCAUGCUCUUCUUCAAAGGGGAGUUUGUCUGGAAGGGCUUCAAUGGUGCUGCUGAGCCCAUCAACGCCACCUGGCCUGAAAUCCAGGGCCCCGUCGAUGCUGCCCUCCGGAUUCACCACCUCAGCCACCCAGUCGCCCAUGACAAUGUGUUCCUUUUCCAGGGCAAGUGGGUCUGGGCUUAUGCCCAGGGCAAGCUGAGGCCUGGCUACCCCCGGCUCAUCCAGGAAGAGUUUAAAGGAGUGCCCGGGGACCUGGACGCAGCUGUGGAGUGCCACCCCAAGGAAUGCAUGGCCGAGACAGUCCUCUUCUUCAGGGGCCCUGUGGUCUUCUCUUAUGACCUGGCAACCAAUGCACUGAAACAGCGGUCGUGGCCUGCAGUGGCCAACUGCUCUGCUGCUAUCCGCUGGCUGGAGUGCUAUUACUGCUUCCAGGGCAUCCGCUUCGUGCGCUUCAACCCUGCCACGGGUGAGGUUCCCCCCAACUACCCACGGGAUGCCAGGGACUACUUCAUGCGCUGCCCUGGAAGAGGUCACGGGCAUGCAACACAUGCCAAUGCCACCCUGAGGGCUAUAGUGGACCCCUGCAGUGGGCAGCCCUUCCAGGCCCUCUCCUCGGAUGAUUCUGGGCGGAUAUAUGCUUUCCGUGGGGGGCAAUACUUUCGUGUUGACUCUGCGCGGGACGGCUGGCACUCGUGGCCUCUCAGCCACACUUGGAAGGGCCUGGAGGGGGAAGUGGAUGCGGCCUUCAGCUGGGAGGACAAGCUCCACCUGAUCCAGGGCUCUGAGGUCACCAUCUACCGAGCUGGCCCUGGCUACAGCCGCAUGGAGGGCUACCCGCGGUUCCUGAAAGGAGAGCUGGGGCUGGUGGAAGCAGAUGCCGCCUUCACUUGCCCUCACUCCAAGGACGUUUACAUUAUUCACGGAAGCUCCAUGAAGCGUGUGGACCUGCAGCUGAGCCCACGUCGCCCGGGGCCAGGAAUUGCCAUCCCCCAUGACCAUGUGGACGGUGCCGUCUGCACCACCAAGGGGGUGUACCUUUUCCAUGGAGCCAGCUUCCACCAUUACGCCAAUGUGUCUGAGCUCCUCAAAAGCUCAGCCCCUGCACCUGCCCAGGACAUUGCUGCUGCCUAUUUCAAAUGCCCUGUGGUAGGGGGUCAUGGUGCCACCACACAUCCCCCUCACCAGGCAUGAAGGACCUCCUCACCAAAUGGACCAGUGCCACCCUGAGGCUGACUCAUGCUCCGCCUCCCCACAAGCCUCAUGCCAGGUUGACCAAAUAAACGCCCACCCCACGGUUGCCCACUGGCUGAGGAUGCCUUUGCUCUUGUGGGGCUACAACUGUU
Messenger RNA from Rhineura floridana, 1590 nucleotides. It is a transcript of the gene HPX, whose product is annotated as hemopexin. The record is from RefSeq and is a predicted model, not a curated record. The coding region runs from base 59 to 1438 and encodes 459 amino acids. NCBI's taxonomy places the organism in Eukaryota, Metazoa, Chordata, Lepidosauria, Squamata, Rhineuridae. The transcript has 10 exons.